AUGAAGCCUGCGUGGAGUUCCCAGCCUCCCAGGUGGUAUAUCCACGAGCUUCCCUCCGGUAUAGCUGUAAUAUGCGUUCAGGGAGCCAGCUGUUCCCAUCCGAGUCCCCCUGGCAUCCCCGGUCACGGCUGGCCCCUCUCCCCCCCCCCCUCAGGGCCUGCGUCCAAACCUGCGGUAAGUUCCACCGCGCUGUGGGCACUCGGAGACCGCAGCUGUCUGGCACCCCCCCCCCCGCAGGGUCUGCCAGGGCUCCAGCCUCCUGCACCUCCCCAGCUACAGCAGAGUCUCCCUGGAGCUCCAGUCCCGUCCUGCCUCGCCCGCUUCCGGUCUCAUACAUGGCGCCGGUACGCGGUCCUCCGGCCACCGGUCCGCCGACGGGUCCGCGCACUCCAGCGCCACAGGACUCACAGAUUUGGGGGCAUAUUCUCCGGACCACCACCAAAUCCGAAGAUCAGGGCCGGCUCCGCGCCGAUCAGUCCGCCGCCUGAGGGGGUUCAGUCGUGGGGUCCCCCAUUCCGGGGGCCGGGCAACCCAGCUUGGGCUUCUGCCUCGUGUGCGCAGGGCGCCCCUCAUUGCUGUGCUAGUGUGGCUUGUCGGCCAUUUUGGCUCCAUCAGGGAGGACAUCGUGUGUCGAAUAUUCCCCCACCUCCAGCUCCAAAGCUUGGACUCUUAUGCUGGGAUCACCCCCCCAGCCGGGAGGGGGGGGGAGGGGAGCGGAGCCGGACCGGAAUCUCUUGCAGUUCCCUUUUAAGUUGCGGUCCCCGCUCAUGCAGCGUGUCACAGGUCUCUGGGGCUUGUUGUGCUUCAUUUGUGUUCCUUGCCAGGUUAGUGUCACAGCACUGUGUUCCCGGGUUCAUCACCUCCUGA
Molecule: messenger RNA, 867 nt
Organism: Pelobates cultripes (western spadefoot toad)
Lineage: Eukaryota; Metazoa; Chordata; Amphibia; Anura; Pelobatidae
Source: the annotation of a GenBank genome assembly